Messenger RNA from Ascoidea rubescens DSM 1968, 684 nucleotides. It is a transcript of the gene PHS1, whose product is annotated as enoyl-CoA hydratase PHS1. Gene Ontology annotation, molecular function: 3-hydroxyacyl-CoA dehydratase activity. The coding region runs from base 1 to 684 and encodes 227 amino acids. Gene Ontology annotation, biological process: sphingolipid biosynthetic process; fatty acid elongation; very long-chain fatty acid biosynthetic process. The transcript has a single exon. Gene Ontology annotation, cellular component: endoplasmic reticulum membrane. The record is from RefSeq and is a predicted model, not a curated record. NCBI's taxonomy places the organism in Eukaryota, Fungi, Ascomycota, Saccharomycetes, Ascoideales, Ascoideaceae.
AUGAGUUCUGUCAAAUCUACAACUAGCUCAGAGGUUAAAUCAAGAUCCCAACCAGUAUGGAUAUAUUUUUACAAUUUGGUUUCCUCCAUCUCGUGGGCUGGCGUUUUUUUUUUCAAUGUUUUUCCAGGAAUUUUGAUUAAUCAGCAACCUGAUUUAUUUAAAAAUACUUACAAGUACUUAAUUGGAGUCCAAUCUUUAGCUAUUGUUGAAAUAUACAAUUCUGCUGUGGGCAACGUUAGAGCUCCUCUUUUUACCACUAUUGCUCAAGUCUUUUCAAGAUUGUUGAUUGUAGUUGGGAUUUUCACUGUCCUACCCAAUUCUCCACCAAAUUACAAAUGGUAUUAUGUCACUUUAUCCACUGCUUGGUCGAUCACUGAAAUUGUGAGAUAUAGCUAUUAUGCAAUUAACAUCAAAUCAAAUGGUAGUCCUCCCACUUUUUUAACUUUUCUACGCUACAAUUUGUUUUUGGUAUUGUAUCCAAUGGGUAUUUCAAGCGAAUGUUUAAUUAUUUAUAAUAGUUUGACCGAUGCUACUUCCAAUAUUCAUCUAUUAUACGCUUGGUUUUUAAAAAUUUGUUUAGCAACUUAUAUUCCUGGCUCGUACAUUUUAUAUACCUAUAUGCUUAAACAAAGAAAAAAAGUUAUGAAAAAAAUUGCUGUUGAAUAUUCAAAAAAGAAAUUUUAA